AUGACCUUGGCUAUCCCAGCUGACUACGUCUGCUCUGAUUCCCACCUGGUACCUGACCAUGGCUUGAACCGACUACCCAGUAAACAUCUAAAUCUUGGAAGGGCUUACAUACCAUGCACAGGCGCCUCCUGUCUGCAGACCUAUCUCCGUGCACCAGCUGUGCUUCAAAGUGGACCACCAACCAGCAAUUCUACAGGUGACCUGUGCAACUUUGGGCCUGACUCCCGCUGUCCUACUCUCAGGGGAGUCCGGAACUUAGCCGCAAGGGAAGCCCUCUCUCCAUUGGCCUCUAUCACCAGGUUGGUUAGUAAAUCUCAGUACAGAAAUGUACAGUGCCUUGAAAAAGUAUUCAUACCCCUUGACAUUUUCCACAUUUUGAAACGUUACAACCAAAAACGUAAAUGUGUUUUAUUGGGAUUUUAUGUG
Staurois parvus is the source of this 426-nucleotide messenger RNA. The record is from the annotation of a GenBank genome assembly. NCBI's taxonomy places the organism in Eukaryota, Metazoa, Chordata, Amphibia, Anura, Ranidae.